Molecule: messenger RNA, 1550 nt
Organism: Aquila chrysaetos chrysaetos
Lineage: Eukaryota; Metazoa; Chordata; Aves; Accipitriformes; Accipitridae
Product: inositol 1,4,5-triphosphate receptor associated 2-like
Exons: 16
Coding region: 146-1441 (431 amino acids)
Cellular component (GO): endoplasmic reticulum membrane
Source: RefSeq, a predicted model, not a curated record
GUCAGGGAUUGGACUGUCUGCUGCCUGGGGUACAGCAGGUUGCUCCCGCUCUGCACUGGGUGCUCGCACUGAUGCCUCCACGCUAAGCAGAGGAGCUUGGAGCUCCUGCUGGGUGUGCUGGUCCUGGAGCCUCCGCGCUUUGCAAAUGAAGCCGCUCGCAGGGACCUCGCUGGGAGAGGGGGAAGAGGAGGCGCAGGGACUCACCCAGGGCCGCCGACGGUGGCAGCGGCAGAGGACGAGCUGCCGACCCAGCCCCUUGCCUCGGAGGGAGCAGCAGGGAGAGCUGGCCGAGCUUCCCCCGACUCCGGAUGAAGGGAGUAUGAGCAGUCCCCAGGGGCACCCGGACGGGGUUUUGACCGGGAGCGAGCAGACCGUGGAGUGCAUCGGCGAGGUGCCAGGCACGGACAGGCAGGAGUUGGCUGUGCGCACCAGGGACAGUGAUGGGACCGAGGAAGAUGCAGAAACCCCAGAGGAGCCGGUGCUGAGUUUCCCCAGCGAGCUCUCGGUGCUGGAGAGACUGGGCUUGCACAGGGUGGCUUUGACAGAGCAGGAUGUGGAGGCAGCCUUUGCCCACCUUGCGCUGGCUUUUCGCUGUGACGUGUUCACCCUGCGGCAACGGGUGCAAGUGGAGAAACGGGCACGGGACGCGGCGGAGGAAAACAUCCAGGAGGAGCUGGGGCAGUGCCGGGCUGCCCUGGAGAGACUGGGCCCAUCCUGCGCUGAUGCGGGCUGCAAGGAGACACUGGAGCAGCUGCAACACAGCCUGGCCGUGCUGGAAGCUGCUGUUGAGCGAGCAACCAGCGCUGCGGAGAAGCUGGGGGCUGUACAUCAGGAGGCCCGGAUGAGCAGAGCGGCGGAGGUGAUGGUCCAGCACGUGGAGAACCUGAAACGGCACCACAUGCGGGAGCACGCGGAGCUGGAGGAGAUGAAGCGCCUGAUACAGCAAAACUCCCGCAACCGGCAGCUGGCGGAGACCCAGGAUGACGCGGAGCCACGGCUGAGGCCUCACCCCCUGAUGCGAACUUUCCAGCAGGGGUCUGCCCGCCGCAGAGUCAGCAUCGCCGUCAUCCCCAAGCAGCUCUUGCCAGGUGCCAGCCUGGACAGCCGAGCAGCCCUGGCCGGCGAGCUGGAGAGGGAGGGGGCCCAGCGCCGGCCCAGCACCCUGAGGAGUGAGCUGGAGCCGCAGGGCCAGGACAGUGCCAUGACCGGGGAGCCGGCGGCCGAAGCAGAUGGCAGAGGCUCAAGUGCAGGGGACGAGGAGCUGGAGCAGCUUGGCCUGACGUCCAAGGGGUCCUCGGCAGAGCUGUGGCGGCCGUGGCUCUUCCUCCCACAGCACUACUGGGUUUUCUUCUGGCUGCUUCUCCUGAGCAUCGCCUUCCUCCUCCUCGUCCGCGUCCUGGAGUUGCAGCGGCUGCAGCCUGCGGCAUCGCCCAAGGCCUAGCCGGAGCAGGGAGGGGGAGGCGGCUGGGAGGCACCCGCUCUCCAUCGCUGCUCCUUCCCCGUGGCAUAAAACACCAAAACCCUAGAAUAAUAAAAUAGGAGGAAAAAUG